AUUCAAGGAAGGAUGUUGAUGUGCCGAGUGGCUUUUGUCCUCUUCUCAGGAUCGGAACAGCAUCUGGAAGGCAAACAUGAUGCCGGAAGACCACACUGGACAACUGAGACUAACAAGCAAUAUUGAAAAGCAAAGCAGAUUGAGGCAGAAAUGAAAAUAUUCUCUAUUUCCAUCAGAAAAACCACAGAAUUCUCCUUCCAUAGCAGGUAAACAUGAUGCCGGAAGACCGCACUGGACGACUGAGACUAACAAGCAAUAUUGAAAAGCAAAGCAGAUUGAGGCAGAAAUAAAAAUAUUCUCCCUUUCCAUCAAUAAAACCACAGAAUUCACCUUCCACAAAAGGUGAGAAACAAAGGAAAGAAAAUCAAUAACAGAUUUCGAGUUGGAAAAAGUAGAGUAUGUGGAACUCAAGGGCACAAUACACUAAAAUGUCAAGAGACAUAUUUCCAUCGAGAAAGGUAUGCCUAUUAUGGAAAAAGCAGACUUCAAAUUGUAAGUGAUUACGCAGGGGAGAAUCUACUCUGAAGAAAAGCACAUACAAAUUAUCUGAACGUGGCAAAAGCGUUUGUCAGAACAGAUCCUUCUUGGCUCACAAAAGAAUCCACACAGAAGAGAUGCCCAAUGUGGCAAAACCUUUAGCGAAAAUGGCAAUUUGGUGAUACAUCUGAGGAUUCAAAGCAGGGAGAAGACGUAUGACUGUCCAGAUUGUGUGAAACAUUUCACUGGAUCUUCCCACCUCGUGAGACACCUGAAGACCCACACAGGAGAGAAACCCUUUGAAUGUCCUGUUUGAGGGAAAAGUUUCAAUCAGAAUUCUCACCUGGCGAAACACCAGAGGACUCACACAAGAGAUUAAUCCUUUCAGUGUCCUGUUUGGGGGAAAGGUUUCAGUCAGAAUUCUAACCAGAUGAACCAUCAGAAGACUCACACAGCAAAGAAAUCCUUUGAAUGUUCUGAGUGUGGAAAAAGUUUCAGUCGGAAUUUUGACCUCUUGAACCAUCAGAGGACUCACACAGGAGAAAAACCCUUUGAAUGUUCUGUUUGUGGGAAAAGUUUCAGUCGGAAUUCCAGUCUGCUGAAUCAUCAGAAGACUCACACAGGAGAGAAACCCUUUGAAUGUCCUCUUUGUGGGAAAAGUUUCAGUAAGAAUUCUGUCCUGGUGAAACACCAGAGGACUCACACAGGAGAGAAACCCUUUCAAUGUUCCUAUUGUGGGAAAAGUUUCAGUCAGAAUUAUGACCUGGUGAAACACCAGAGGACUCACACAGGAGAGAAACCCUUUAAAUGUCCUAUUUGUGGGAAAUGUUUCAGUCAGAAUUCUCACCUGGCAAAACACCAGAGGACUCACACAGGAGAGAAACCCUUUGAAUGUCCUGUUUGUGGAAAACGUUUCAGUCAGAAUUCUGACCUGGCGAAACACCAGAGGACUCACACAGGAGAGAAACCCUUUGAAUGUUCUGUUUGCGGGAAACGUUUCAGUCAGAAUUCUAACUUGAUGAACCAUCAGAAGACUCACACAGGAGAGAAACCCUUUGAAUGUACUUAUUGUGGGAAAAGUUUUAGUAAGAAUUCUGACCUCUUGAACCAUCAGAGGACUCACACAGGAGAGAAACCCUUUGAAUGUUCUGAUUGUGGGCAAAGUUUCAGUCGGAAUUCCAGUCUGCUGAAUCAUCAGAAGACUCACACAGGAGAGAAACCCUUUGAAUGUCCUGUUUGCGGGAAAAGUUUCAGUCAGAAUUGCAGCCUGGUGAACCAUCAGAGGACUCACACAGGAGAGAAACCCUUUGAAUGUCCUGUUUGCGGGAAAAGUUUCACUCAGAAUUGCAGCCUGGUGAACCAUCAGAGGACUCACACAGGAGAGAAACCUUUUCAAUGUUCUGAUUGUGGGAAAAGUUUCAGUCGGAAUUCCAUUCUGCUGAAUCAUCAGAACAUUCACAUAGCAGAGAAACCCUUUGAAUGUCCUAUUUGUGGGGAAAGUUUCAUUCAGAAUUCUCACCUGGCAAAACACCAGAGGACUCACACAGGAGAGAAACCCUUUGAAUGUUCUGAUUGUGGGAAAUGUUUCAGUUACAAUUCCAACUUGAAUUCGGACCUGGUGAAACACCAGAGGACUCACACAGGAGAGAAACCCUUUGAAUGUUCUGUUUGCGGGAAACGUUUCAAUCAGAAUUCUAACCUGGCAAAACACCAGAGGAUUCACACAGGAGAGAAACCCUCUGAAUGUCCUGUUUGUGGAAAACGUUUCAGUCAGAAUUCUGACCUGGCGAAACACCAGAGGACUCACACAGGAGAGAAACCCUUUGAAUGUUCUGUUUGCGGGAAACGUUUCAGUCAGAAUUCUAACCUGAUGAACCAUCAGAAGACUCACACAGGAGAGAAACCCUUUGAAUGUACUUAUUGUGGGAAAAGUUUCAGUAAGAAUUCUGACCUCUUGAACCAUCAGAGGACUCACACAGGAGAGAAACCCUUUGAAUGUUCUGAUUGUGGGCAAAAUUUCAGUCGGAAUUCCAGUCUGCUAAAUCAUCAGAAGACUCACACAGGAGAGAAACCCAUUCAAUGUUCUGAUUGUGGGAAAAGUUUCAGUCACAAUUAUUACCUGGUGAAACACCAGAGGACUCACACAGGAGAGAAACCCUUUGAAUGUCCUGUUUGCGGGAAAAGUUUCAGUCAGAAUUGCAGCCUGGUGAACCAUCAGAGGACUCACACAGGAGAGAAACCCUUUGAAUGUAAUGUUUGCGGGAAAAGUUUCACUCAGAAUUGCAGCCUGGUGAACCAUCAGAGGACUCACACAGGAGAGAAACCAUUUGAAUGUCCUGUUUGCGGAAAAAGUUUCAGGCAGAAUGGCGGCCUGAUGAUCCAUCAGAGGACUCACACAGGAGAGAAACCCUUUGAAUGUUCUGAUUGUGGGAAAUGUUUCAGUCAGAAUUCCAAUCUGCUGACUCAUCAGAGGAUUCACAUAGCAGAGAAACCCUUUGAAUGUCCUACUUGUGGGAAAAGUUUCCGUCACAAUUACAGCCUGGUAAGUCAUCAGAGAACUCACACAGGAGAGAAACCCUUUCACUGUCCUCAUUGUGAUAAAUGUUUCAGUUACUAUUCCAACUUGGUAACACAUCAGAGAAUUCACAGAUUUCCCGCUUUGCAUGUGUAGUUUAUGGGGAAAGUUUC
This is a messenger RNA of Thamnophis elegans (Western terrestrial garter snake), 3165 nucleotides long. Its product is annotated as zinc finger protein 850-like. The transcript is spliced from 4 exons. Gene Ontology annotation, molecular function: RNA polymerase II cis-regulatory region sequence-specific DNA binding; DNA-binding transcription factor activity, RNA polymerase II-specific. The record is from RefSeq and is a predicted model, not a curated record. Bases 908 to 3148 code for a protein of 746 amino acids. Gene Ontology annotation, biological process: regulation of DNA-templated transcription. Lineage: Eukaryota; Metazoa; Chordata; Lepidosauria; Squamata; Natricidae.